AGCUUGUCCACCUUGCUACAUUUCUAGCUAUAUAGUUCCUAAUUAGCAAACAUAGUGUUUAUUAGCCUCUAAAGAGUUUGUGUUCAAAUCGGUCGACCUAUAUAAUUAAUGGCGUCGAGGAGAAUUCUCAAGGAGCUCAAAGAGCUGCAGCGAGACCCUCCGACUUCAUGCAGUGCAGGGCCUGUGGCUCAAGACAUGUUCCACUGGCAAGCAACCAUAAUUGGACCAAAUGACAGCCCAUAUGCUGGUGGUGUUUUCCAAGUUACCAUUCAUUUCCCACCUGAUUAUCCUUUCAAACCUCCCAAGGUAGCCUUCAGGACAAGGGUGUUCCAUCCAAACAUAAACAAUAAUGGGAAUAUAUGCUUAGAUAUCCUCAAGGAUCAGUGGAGUCCAGCUCUCACCAUAUCCAAGGUUUUACUUUCCAUAUGUUCAUUGCUGACAGAUCCAAACCCGGAUGACCCACUGGUUCCAGAGAUAGCCCAUAUGUACAAAACGGAUAGAUCCAAAUACGAUACAAUGGCUCGUACCUGGACACAGAAGUACGCCAUGUGCUGACACUCACCAGAUUUUUCCCCAAACUUGCUAAUUAAUAUUAUUAUUAGUAAUUAAUAACCAUCUUUAAUUUGUUGAGUGAUGAUUCCUAAUUCUUGGAAGGACAAAUGUAUAAAAUUAAGGAUGGGUAUAAUUAUGCAUGUACGUAUUUUUGUUUGUGUGUCGUGAUCUCAACUAAAUAAUUAUUUUAGAACGGGUUUUUGAAA
Molecule: messenger RNA, 758 nt
Organism: Sesamum indicum (sesame)
Lineage: Eukaryota; Viridiplantae; Streptophyta; Magnoliopsida; Lamiales; Pedaliaceae
Product: ubiquitin-conjugating enzyme E2-17 kDa
Source: RefSeq, a predicted model, not a curated record